Messenger RNA from Dipodomys ordii (Ord's kangaroo rat), 2811 nucleotides. RefSeq names its product chromosome unknown open reading frame, human C7orf72 (gene Spmip7). The coding region runs from base 1492 to 2811 and encodes 439 amino acids. The record is from RefSeq and is a predicted model, not a curated record. The transcript has 9 exons. NCBI's taxonomy places the organism in Eukaryota, Metazoa, Chordata, Mammalia, Rodentia, Heteromyidae.
CAAACUAUGUGUUUUACAGUGAGAAACGAGCCUCUGAUUGGUGUUUCUGGAAGGAGUUACUUAACGCUCACAACACUAUACUAUAAAUCGGUCGUAUGCAGGUGAUGUAAAAAUAUCCAAGAAUGAAGUCUCAACAACAAACAGGAUGGAGUUUUGUCACCUUUAUUUAAUAGGAAUCAAUGAGUGAUACUGAGUUCAAGCCCCAGGACUAGCAUCGCAUGUGUGCACUAUCCGCGUAAGGAGACUGUGUCUUAAAUUGAAAGACAGUCAUGCCUCUGAUCUACACUUCUGGAAAGGUUUACUGAUUGCUAACGUCAAUAUACUAGACGUAAGUCAUAUGCAGUUGUUGCAGAAACAGUGAAGUUGUCAACAACUAAAAAUAGGAGGAGUUUUGUCACCUUUAUAGGAAUAAAUGAUGAUACUGACCAGACUGAAAAAAUCACUGUAUGUUUGGAUAUACUAUGUUACAAAUUUCAAACUGACAGCCUAACAAUUUCAUUCUCAUGAGCAUUCAGUUAUACCACAGACAGCUUCACUCCUUGUUGUCUUGCAGUUGGCCUGAUUUAUUUAUUACAUGCCUGGCUCCUUUGAGCACUGUCCUGAAAUUCUAAUGAUUAAAAUUGCUUUCAUGCAAAACCAAAUUGACAGGUUGAAGAGUGUUUAAAUGAAGUGGUAUAUUAUUUUUUAAUGAGAUCUUUAUAAGCUAAUAACUUUAGUUUUUUGAAAUGACCCACUAAUUCUGCAUGUCUGAGUAGUAUUAAAGGAAUCAAGGAUACCUUAGGGAUAUGUGAAAGAUCAGUCUUUACAAUUUGUCAAUUUUCUUAAAAUGUAGAUACAUCAACUUUAGUAUAAUGCGGUGUAUUUAAAUUGUAAUACAUUUCAGGUGUUAUAGUUUAUUAGGUAAAUGCUUUAUUGUAUUCACAUGCAUUCUUUUAAAAUGUAAAUAGAUCAUCUGCCUUGACUCCUUACAUAGGUGUCAUUUUAUACAUAAAAUGUAAAUUUAUGAAAAAUUUAAUAAAUAUGGAUUUCCUGAGAAUUGAAGAGAAAUAUACUAUGGAAAUACUACUCUAAUGCUAUAUUUUUAUUGGUAUUGUUUUACCUAAGAAUUCCUGGGGGGGGUUUUGAUGAUGAUGUUUUGUACCUGGGAUUGAACCCAAGGCCCUUACAUUCUAGGAGAAUGUACUACCACAUGAACCUCCCCAGCCUUGUUUUGCCUAAUAAUUACAUUGUGAUGUACAUAAUAUAAGGAUUGAUAAGUAAGAGUUCUAGUUGUUGCUAAGAAACAAUGGCUGUGCCCUACUUAUUCUUAGGUGGACAAAGCAUUCUUACAUUAACCAGGAAAAGAAAACUACCUAUAUUUAGAAAGCUGAAUCAAUAGUUUUACGUCAAGUUAACCGUAAUCUUCCAUUGUUGGACAUAUGGGAUUUUUUUAGAUAAAAAAGAAUCAUCAGAACAACUUUACAGGCCUCAAAGUUUGUAAAGAAAAAGACCAUGGACAUGGAAACCCAAUACACACCAAAGAAGAUAAAGUUCCCAAUAAGGACCAUCCUUUGUAGAAGAAAGGCUGUUGAGAAUGUAGACUAUCCACAUUACUGCGAUGUCUUGAGAAAAUUGAACAUACCUUCUGUGAAAGGUCAUGAGGAUAGACAUGACUGUGGCAGAUUUGAAAAGAAAGGCGAUCCUGCUUUUCUUAAAUUUCAUCCUUACCCCCCUUCAUUCCUGCCAGACUAUCAUUUAUACUGUCCUUAUCCCCCUCCAUAUGGUUCACAUUAUCCAUUGUUUCCACUUCGGGAUGAUGUGCCCUUAUGUGACCCCUGUUCAGGGUUUGUCAGUCCAGGCAGUGAUGCUGAUUUAAAGCCUGGCAUUGGCAGAACCAUACCAAACUUGGGGAGUUUCAAAGAUGUGAAACCUCAAAAUCGAGUUCCUAGACCAGACACGGGAUUUCAAACAACAAUAAAAAGGCAGACAAUUUUAUUAGAAGAACUACAGCAGGACAGGAAAUGGAAUUCCAGGGCAGUACAAAACAUUUCCAUCAGAGCAAGACUUGGAGGAUGGACAAGCAAAUCAAAAGUUAUUCCUGAUUCACCUCACCAGGAAGGCUUUCCAGUAGAUCAUACAUACGUGUUUGAUGAUGAACCAACAACUACAGAAAAUGAUGAGCCAUAUGUCCAACCAAACAACUAUAGUGCAAAGGAUUCAUUUUACAAGUCUACUACACAAAAAGCUUUUGAAGAUGUUCCUUGGGACAAGAUACUGCUACCAAAACUGGAGCCAGAAGAAACAACACUAGAAAAGGCUCCUGAUGUUGUGUCACAGUGCUGCACACUGAACAGAUAUGAAAACAAGCCAGCUGUGACACAGAUGAUCGGUGGACUCUGGGACAGAUUUCAGACAAGAUCCUUCUUAACACCAGUCAAACCAAUCAAUUUUGUGAGUUCAAGUACUAGAAGUAGAUAUAUCCCUUACUAUACUGGUCACGUGCAGUCCACAAACGCAGAUGACGUGGACAAUCCCUAUGGAGACAUCACAUCCCUUGCCAAGCCUCGGCACUCUAAACUGCUUUACACAAACUCCAGCUGUGCUGCAAAUAUCCCAGGAUACACAGGCAAGGUUCAUUUCACUGCCACCCACCCAGCAAAUACUUCUCUUCCACCAACAACACCAUCGCAGGACUCAGAAGUGAACCGCAUUUUGCGGACAGGCAUGAAAGUGGACCUCUUCCGUCACCAGGCACCACUAUCCAGAAUGGUCACCACUGUGAAACCCUACAACCCCUUCAACAAGAAGGAAAAAGUAACUUUAGACUACUAG